AUGUCUGAAAGCAAAAGGGCAGCGGAGACCAGUCAACCUGUUGUCACCAUGGAUUCCUCAAAUAUCAUCAACGUUACUGUGAAGACCUUCAAGCAGAAGGAGAAAUUUGAGGUUGCUCAGAGCAGCACCAUCCAGGAAUUUAAGGAAGAAGUUGCCAAGCGUUUCAAAACAUCCCCUGAUCUACUGGUCCUGAUAUUUGCUGGGAAAGUCCUCAAGGAUCAAGACACUUUGAGCCAGCACGGAGUUCACAGUGGGGUCAAAAUCCAUGUGGUCAUCAGGUCCCCAAAGAACCCAGAGGACAUCCUGUCUGAUCAAGAAAGAGUGACCACCGUGAUGCGACCUCCCAGGCACAGCCUGGAUCUGAACGCCAUCAACAACAACGCGUUUUUGCUGGGGUUCCUCCUCGGGGUCACGGGCGUACAUCUCCUAGGCCUGGACUCAACAGACAUGUUGGACUUGGAGCGUAGCAUUCAAGAACAAGAUGUGUCCGCACACGGCUUGAGAGGCGAGAUGAUGCAGAGCACAUUCAUGGAGAACAUCCUUGACAAUGCUGAUCUUGUCAGGGACCUCCUCAUGUCCAACCCUCAGAUGCAGCAGCUGGCUGAAGAAAACCCCGAGAUCGGUCAGAUUCUCACCAACCCACAUACUACCAGAGAAAUAUUAGAGGCCUUCAGCAGCCCUGCCGUAAUGCAAGAGAUGAUAAGGAAUCACGAUGUGGCCAUGAACAACCUCGAAAGCAUCCCCGGGGGGUACAGUGCUCUGGAGCAGCUGUACAGGGAAAUUGAGGAGCCCAUCUUGGAUGCUGUGCAGGCACAGCUGGGCAACAACCCGUUUGCUUCCCUGAACAGUAACUCACCCCCGAGCGGACCCAGGCUACCAGCCCAUACUGAAAACCGGACGCCGCUACCCAACCCUUGGGCUCCACAGCCCGACAGAGGCAGCGAUAAUGCAGAUGACUCUGACAGCCAAUUUGUCAGCAGCAAUGCAGGCGAAGGUUUUAUCUCGCCGAGUGUGGGUACGGCAGCCGGCGCAGUGGUACCCAACGCGGGGCAGGCUCAGAGCGUGGUUCAGCAGCUGACAGGAGACCCAGACCUCAUGCACGAGCUAGGAACUGCGCUGACGAACCCCAGCAGCCCAGCACAACUGCUGCUGAAUAGCCCUCAUCUAUCCAGCGAUGAAAAUUCUCUACCUCCAGAUCAAUGGGCGCAGCAGCUGCCACCGGAGAUGGAGAACGCUGAGAUUUCAUCCUUGCUGAGAAACCCCAGAGCGCUGCAGGCGUUGCUACAGGUCCAGCUGGGAUUGCAGACCCUCUCAGUAGAAGUACCAGAUUUUAUCCUUUGUUUGAAGGAGUCACAUGUGGAGCUGGAUCUGGAGAGCAUGGACUACUCGGCACCAAGCAGUGAGUCUGAGGAGGAUGUGAUUUUGGUGUCAGAUGAGGAAGAAGCAGAGGGUCAGAGGGAGGCGGAUGAGGAGGCACCACAGGUCAGAUUUAAGAAACAAAUGGAGCAGCUCAGUGCCAUGGGCUUCCAGGACCAAAGUGCAAACUUGCAGGCACUGAUUGAUGCAGAAGGAGAGAUCAAUGCAGCAGUGAAGAUACUGUCAAAAGCACCAUCAUCGAGCAAGGUACCGUAA
Messenger RNA from Tyto alba (common barn owl), 1632 nucleotides. Its product is annotated as ubiquilin-2-like. Gene Ontology annotation, molecular function: polyubiquitin modification-dependent protein binding. The coding region runs from base 1 to 1632 and encodes 543 amino acids. The record is from RefSeq and is a predicted model, not a curated record. NCBI's taxonomy places the organism in Eukaryota, Metazoa, Chordata, Aves, Strigiformes, Tytonidae. Gene Ontology annotation, biological process: ubiquitin-dependent protein catabolic process. Gene Ontology annotation, cellular component: cytosol. The transcript is spliced from 2 exons.